Helobdella robusta is the source of this 1308-nucleotide messenger RNA. RefSeq lists its product as hypothetical. Gene Ontology annotation, cellular component: nucleus. NCBI's taxonomy places the organism in Eukaryota, Metazoa, Annelida, Clitellata, Rhynchobdellida, Glossiphoniidae. The transcript has 4 exons. The coding region runs from base 1 to 1308 and encodes 435 amino acids. Gene Ontology annotation, biological process: chromatin remodeling. Gene Ontology annotation, molecular function: catalytic activity. The record is from RefSeq and is a predicted model, not a curated record.
AUGGCCCUCAGUAUCCGGCAGAAGAGGGUGCGAAGAAUCUCCGGAGACCCAGUCCAUGGGGUUGUGGAUGGUCUGGCUACUGGCACCCCACUCUAUAGUGUGGCGGUGCAAGGCACUAUAGAUGGAAGGACUACUUGUAGACCAAGGGCCAAGGGGUUGGAGGUUUGGUACCUGGAAUGUGGAAGAUAUAAGUUGUGGUGGAAGGGGGAUGAUGGUACGGGAGGAGUUGGUGUGAUGGUAAGAGAAGAGUUGGUGGAGAAGGUGUUGGAAGUGAGGCGGAGAAGCAAUGGUGUAAUUGUGGUGGUGAUGGUGUUUGGAAAAGUAAUAGUGAGGGUGAUAUCAGGAUAUGCUCCGCAACAAAGUAGGAAAGAAGAGGAGAAGGAUAGGUUUUAUGAUGAUGUUUCUGACGAGAUUGGGCAAGCGGGGUUGGAUGAGUUUGUGGUGUUGUUGGGUGAUUUGAAUGGUCAUGUGGGGGCGGAUGCAGACGGAUAUGAAGGUGUACAUGGGGGGUGGGGAUAUGGUAUACGGAAUGAGGAAGGGCGUAGAGUGUUGGAGUUGGCGGAUGCACAUAGCAUGAUGGUGGGGAAUACCUGGUUUACAAGGAAACCAGCGCAAUUGAUUACAUAUAGGUCAGGAGAGCAUAGGUCAAUGAUAGACUAUAUAUUGGUGAGGGCCAAACAUAGGAAGUAUGUGAAGAAUGUGAAGGCGAUACCUGGGGAAAGAAGAUGGGAAUCAAAUGGUGUCUCUCUCAUUGAGAGUUAUAAUUUGUUCUGGAAUGGCCAAAAGACAGCCCAAAAUGGAGUGGGAAUCUUCAUACGGGAAUCACUGGCACAAAAUGUACUGGAGGUGACUCGAAUCAGUUUACCUCUAAUGCUGAUUAAACUCAGAAUGGGAAAACAGGUUCUGACUGUUUUCUCUGCAUAUGCACCACAGACCAGUAAAUCUGAAGACCCCAAGAAUGACUUCUGGAACACACUCUCAGGUGCCAUCAGGAAAACACCAUCAUCAGAGAUACCAUUGAUAUGUGACAACCUCAACGGCCAUGUUGGAGAUAAAGCAAAUGGGUUCCACGGUGUCACUGGAGGCUUUGGCUACGGCUCUCAAAACGAAGACGGUGUACGGAUUCUGGAAUUUGCUGAAAACCAUGAACUCUCCUUUUUGAACAUCUACUUCAAGAAGAGGGCAAAACAUUUGAUCAUAUAUAAAAGCGGAAUGUCAUGCACAAAAAUUGACUUUAUUGUAGUCAGACAACACCACAGACGACUAUUCAGAAAUGCCAAAAUGAAGUUAAUAACCAUGAAAAUUUAA